AUGGACGAGCUCAGCCAGCAGGCACCUGUUUUUCUUCCCUGCUAUGUGGCUGUGAAGGAGCAGUGUUGCAAUAUGUUGAAUCUGUAUGCCAGGAGUAAGAGCCAGGCAAAUGAUGACUGUCUGAGAGCACCACAGCCAGUAGCAAAUUUAAACAAUGACAAAGUGUCUUCUCCUACCCUGAGUAAAAGUAAAUCCCAGAAAGUGAUAAAGAAGAAAGAACAACAUAAGGAGGAAAACAAAAAUGAUCAGAACCGCUGUUAUGAUAGGCGGCGGAGCCUCCGUCAGUCCACUUUGGAUUACAAGUGUCAUCAAACUGUCAAAAACUCACUGGAGGUAUCAAAGGUCACUGUCCACUAUGAAUCCAACAAGCCUCAAAAGAAGUGUAUCUGCUCUGAAUGUGGACGUAGCUUCAUAUCGAUGUCUCAUCUGAUUAUUCAUCAAAGAUCACACACUGGGGAAAAACCAUACGAAUGUGAAAACUGUGGAAAGUGCUUUGCUAGGAAGUCUUCUCUGGUGAUCCAUGAGCGGAUCCACAGUGGCGAAAGGCCAUACACAUGUACACAUUGUGGAAAGAGUUUUACCAGUAGUGCUACUCUGUCCACACACAUCCGAAUACAUACAGGAGAGAGACCAUACGUCUGUUGGGAAUGUGGUAAGAGCUUUACUAGUAACUCCUCCCUCUUCAUACAUAACCGCACCCACACCGGGGAGAAGCCAUAUAUAUGUGUGGAAUGUGGGAAGACCUUCUCAUGUACGUCAGCUUUGGUCAUACACAAGAGGUCUCACACCGGAGAGAAGCCAUUUACCUGUGAGGAGUGUGGCAAGAGCUUCGCUGAUAACUCCCGACUGGUCAAGCACCGGAUGGCUCACACAGGGAACUGGGCAUAUAUAUGCAGUGACUGUGGGAAAGGCUUUACCUGUAUCUCUAAUCUGAAUGUCCACCAGAGAUCACAUACUGGAGAGCGCCCAUAUGCUUGUACUAAGUGUGAUAAAAGAUUUGCCUACAACCGGGAUCUGGUGCGACACCAAACCACUCACACUGGAGAGAGACCAUAUGCUUGUUCUGAGUGUGGGAAGAGGUUCACCCGCAAAUCCCAUCUUACCACACACCUGAAGAUCCACUCCAGAGUAAAACUAGUCAUAUCAUCCGAAUAAAACUGUUUAUAUAUAUCUUGUAUAUAGAAAAUGGACAGAAUACUAUU
Nanorana parkeri is the source of this 1202-nucleotide messenger RNA. Its product is annotated as zinc finger protein 239-like. The coding region runs from base 1 to 1155 and encodes 384 amino acids. The record is from RefSeq and is a predicted model, not a curated record. The transcript is spliced from 2 exons. NCBI's taxonomy places the organism in Eukaryota, Metazoa, Chordata, Amphibia, Anura, Dicroglossidae.